ACAGGUGCCAUUGUCCAAGGUAGCGCUGGUGGACACAUUGUCAGUGGCUGUGAAGGGCAACAAGCGGCAGGCUCUACGUGUGUCUGCCACGGCCAACGCCUGUGUCGUGGUGGUGGGCACGCUCAAGGGUAUGGUAGCUCGCAAGGCUAAGGAGGAAGACGCAGAGACGCUCAGACGUAUCCAGGCACUUGUUCAGAGCUUCGUUGCUAGUGACCUGUCCAACCCGGCUUUCAAGCGAGCGUCAGCUGAGGCCCUGGGCCUGCUGGCUCGCCUGGGGGACGACCUCUUUGCCGCACGCCUGAUCCGGUCACUGCUGGCAGAGGGAGAGGCGGCCUCAGACCCUUCCACCAGGGCAGCUGUUGCUCUUGCUUUCGGUUCAGUGCUCCGCAGUGUGGGCGGCAUAGCCCUGUCGUCCUUUGUGUCGCCAGUCGUGCAGUUCCUCAUGGCGAUGGCACGCGCGCCAGGCGAGCACCUGGGGCACAUCUGGGCACUGCACGCGCUCUGGCUCACUGCGGACGCCGCUGGCCUCUCCUACACGCCUCACGUGCAGGCCACCUUGUCGCUGCUCAUGGACGUGCUGCUGUCAGACGACCACGUGGCUGCGGGCCUGCCGCAGAGCGUGGCUCGCCUCGUCAAUGCCCUCGUGGCCGUCUUUGGCCCAGAGCUGCUCCCAGGAUCCACCGUCUUCUACCGCUGCAAGUGCAUCCUGGAUGAUAUCAGCCAGAGAAACGACCCUGCUGCUCAGCUGGAGUGUGUGCUGUACACGCAGCAGCUGGUGCUCUUCGCCCCGCAAGCCAUGCCGCUGCACCACCACGUUACCACCCUCCGUGCCACUCUCACUUCUCGCCAGCCCAGUCUGCGGUAUGCUGCCAUUUCCACACUGCGCCACAUGUGUGAGAGGGAGCCGGCGGCCAUGGUGACAGAGCAGAUUGAGGAGGAUCUCUUCUCCAUGCUCGACAACGAGACAGACCCCAGGGUCAUAUCCGGUGUGUGCAUGGCUCUGGAGCGGCUGCUAGAGGCUGCAUGCCCCACCUACCCCAGUCGAUGGCUGCGCCUCUGCAAAAACGUGGUGCUAGCUGCUUCUGCCACGAGGCGAGCAGGCGAGGCAAAGGAAACAGCAGGGGAGGGGCGGAAGGGGGAAGGGGGGGAGGACGACGAGGACGACGAGACUAUGGUGGCAGCAGGGGGGGAUGGGGCGCGCACAGGGGGGGCAGCAGGGGCAGGGGCAGGGGCAGGCGGAGGGGGGAAAGGGGGCGGAGGCGUGGGGAUAGGCGGAGGGACGCCGAUUGGGGGUGUGGGUGGGGGUGGUGGAGGGGCAGUGCAGAGGGGCGUGGAUCAGCUGCCAAGGUUUCGGACUCGGGUGUUUGCUGCCAAGUGUCUCUCCCGGCUGCCCUACAUGGUGGGCGCUGACCCCGCUCACUUUGACAUCAUGCUAGCCAAGCAGGAGGUGGAGCGGAGAAAGCAGGCAGCGAGGGACAGUGGGGGCGCGGGCAGCUCGCAGCAGACGGACUGGCUCGUGCUGCAUCUCGGUGACCUCGUGGCUGUGGCCUUCCAGAUGGCAACGGGAAGCAUGGAGAGUGUUCGGCCCAUGGGGGUGGCCCUCCUGGGUACCAUUCUGGACAAGUUCGGGAGCACGGAGGAUCCUGACUUCGAGGGCCACAUUCUCCUUGAGCAGUACCAGGCGCAAUACGUGUCCACAGUGCGCACAGCCAUGGAUGCCGCCAACAACCCGCUCCUGCUGCUGGCAGGUGCCAGGCUGGCAGACAAGGUUGUGAGUGGCAGGCUGCGAGGGUCGGACGAAUCGGUGGUGCCACGCGUCAUGACCCUACUGGCCACGCCUCUCAGCAAGUGGGACGCCCUCGGCAACUGGUCCUAUGCAGAAUGGGUUGGUUUCAAGGUGAAGGUGGAGCUAGUAGUGCGCCAGGCGCGGCUCAAGUCCCUCACUCUCUCUGCCUACGACGCGCAGCUCGCCGCAGCCGGCGCCGCAGGCACGGCAUCCACCCCCGAGGCCGGCUACGACUCUGAAGACGAGCACUUUGAGUCUGACACGCGCCUUGCCGCCCUGCGCAAGGUUCGGUCCGCAGUGGAGCAGACUCCGGACCUGGUCGUCUCGCACUGGGUGUCUCUGCUUCGAGAUUACCUUGCUGCGUUCUCCCUCGAGCCGAACGUUCAGGCGGUGUAUCGGUCCGCGUAUGCCGCUGAGAUGUCCCCGUCCAUGGUGCCGCUGAUUAGACGGUAUCUCCUGGCAUCGUUCCCGGUGGUCCUGGAUGCUGUUACGCUAGGGAUCAAGCCCAAUCUCUCUGCCGCAGCUGAAGCAGCCGCGGCAGCUGCAGCGGCUGCUGCUGCUGCGGCGGCUGCAGAUGCCGAGGCUGCUGCAGCAGCGGCAGCAGCGGGUUCUGGGGUGGCGAUGCUAGCGCCUGUCUUUGCGGUUGGGCCAAGCAUGGUGGCGUCUAGAGGCCCCCCUAGCGCCUCCUCGUAUGGUGGGGUCGAUCCCAAGCAGUUCCACCAGCUAUGGGCCACUUGCAUGUUUGCCAUCUGCCAUCCUGGGGGGGACAGGACCGCUGGGGCUGGUUCAGGGGAAAAUGGAGGGGCAGAGGGAUCCAACAGACCAUCGGUGGAUGGGCAGCAGCAGCUGGGGCAGAUGCAAGAGCAGCAGGGGGGGCAGGAGCAGGAGGGGCAGGAGGAGCAGGAGCAGGGAGGGGAGGUGGUGAUCGGGGAUUUUCUGGAAGCAGAAGGGUCGUGGGGCAGCAAGGGAGGCAGGGAGGCCUCUUUGGGGGAGGGCAGGAGCAUGGCGCUGCAGGCUCUAGGGCGGUUGAUGCAGCGAGAGUUAUUUGGGGGUGACUUUAUCGAAGCAGAGGAUUGCGUGGAGCUGCUGCAGGUCAUUGCAUUGAUCAUGGAGGAAGGAGACACUGCGCUCAAGGCACAGGCCCUGGAUGUAUUGACCAAGUUCAUGGCCUGUGCACCAGACUCCAUUGUCUCGGAUUUGGAGAUUGUCUCUGCUGCACUGGCUGCAUGCCUGCACCUCAUUCACUCCACCCUGCGCUGUGCCACUGACAGCCCCAGCGCACCCGCUGCAUCGCUGUCACCAGCCGAGGCAUCUCUUCUCAUCUCAGCUCUCAAGCUCGCAAACUCCAUUGCCCCGCGUCUCUCCUCCCAGGGCAAGGCUCUGCUGCUGCCGAAUAUCAUGACCACCUGCCUGCGCCUGCUGCGCUCCGCCCCACUCUCCGACUCCUCCUCCUUCGACAACACCGCCGACUCUCUCACUCCUGCAGCAGCAGCAACAGGAGGGGGAGGGGCAGGGGGAGCAGGGGUGGAGGAAGGGUGGGCUGCCGUGCUUGCAGAAGCCACGCUCACAGCCAUUGCUGCGGCCCGCAUUGGCUCCUGUGCCGAUCCUACGGCCUCUUUGGGCGAGGUGACUCUGUGGUCGGGGCAGCGUGCCACUGUGGUGGCGGCACUGCUGGAAGGCGCUGCUCAAAUCGUGGACCGCCACCUGCGCACCCAGGAUUCAAAGGGAUCAGCAGGGAGGUCGUCAGAUGCAGUGGAAGCAGGGAGCAGCUGUGAUGGCAGCACGGGUGCUGUGGGUGGCACUCCUGGCGAGGGGGGUAGAGUGGACGGGGAGGAGGGAGGUGAUGGGAGCAAGGGGGAGGGGGAAGAAGAAGCUAAGGAGCUGGUGGAGGGAGGGGAGAAGUCGACAGGUGAGGAGGGUGAGGAGGGGAGGGAAGGGAAAGCAGAUGGUGAGACGAUGGAAGGUGGUGGAGAUGCGGUGAAGGCAGCAGGUGCUGCUGAUAGUGCUGGGGAGGAAGGACCAGCAGCACCAACAGCAGCAGCAGAAGCUUCCGGCAGCUUUCCUGACACGUCCUCCACUGUCCUUGACAGCAUCGGGGAUGCCGACGUGGCCUUCUCGUCCCUGUCGCCACCGUCGUCCCCGUCAGCGCCACGUGGCGGGUUUGCCGAGCCCGAAGGCGCUCCAAGUGCCACGCGUGCGCUGCAUGCGCUGUCGCUGCUCGCCGCCCUGCCGCCCCUGGUGUCAGGCGCAGGGGGAGAUUACUUUGCCAUCCAGCUUGCAGAGAGUGGCACGGCUCGAUGCCUGGGUGCUUUUGAAACAGCGUUCGCUUCCAAGUCACGGCAGCUGCGCAUGGCGGUGAUAGGAGCGCUCAAGGUGCUGCUGCAGCAGGGGCUGCCAAAGGCGCUGGCAGCAGCAGCAGGAGGAGAGGGAGAGAGCGAUGGUGCUUCGGACAAUAGCAGCAGCACGAGGAGGCAGGCGGCUGUGAUGUGGUGGCCCAUGCAGCUCAUGCUCACCCUCACUCCUGCCGUUCUCUCAGUUAUAGAGACCUCUUCUAAGGAGCUGCAAACCCCCCAGGCGGCCAACGAGGUGAUGGAGGCGCUGAAGCUCUUCCUGCUGCUGCUCUCUACCAUUCCGGCUCCCGACGCCAAAGCAGCGACAGCAGCAGCAGCGAGUGGGGAGCGGCAGCAGGCGGUGCUGGAGUUGCUGCUGGUGACGGCUAUCAUGGCUGGCUCCAUGGCACAGCCGGCAGGAGGGGAGGGCCAGCAGCAGAGCCCGUCACAGGCGGCGGUGAUAGGGAUGUCAGUGAAGCUCAUCACGCACCUCGCCACCGCCUUCCCCUCCAACCUGCAAGCUGCCACUGCUGCCCUCCCGCCUGCCACCAAGCUACAGCUGCAGACCGUUAUCAAGUCUUCUGUCCAACAGACCCAGCAGCGCCGCAUCUCCUCCUCCUCUACUCCUCUCGCCCCGCCGCCUCUCCCCGCUGUCAAUUCCCCAUCCCUCCCUCCUCCUUCCUCCACCACCACCACCUCCACCCCUCCUCCCAUCUCUCUCCCCUCAAUCGGCCCAUCCAAGGGCUUCCUGGCACCCCCCCCUCUCUCCUCCUCCUCCGGCUCCCCCUUCCAGCCUCCUCCCCUCACCCAGCUUUCCACCUCUCGCCUCUCUACCUCCUCCACUGGCUCAGACUCCAUUACCACUACCACUGCUACCACCACAGCUGCUGCUGCUGCUGCUGCUGCUGAGGCUGCCGCUGCUGGUGGUGGUGCGGCAUCAGUUCCUGCUCUCACGAGCACUGACACAAGCAGUGGUCUUGGUAACGCGGACGAUUUCGGUUUCGAUGACGACGAUGAUGAUGAGUGGGCUGAGUUCCAAUCCAUUCGUUCCUCCACCACCUCUACCUCCACCACCGCCACCACCACAGCUCCCCCCAGCGCACGUCCCUCUACCACUGACGACGCUGCUGAGGGUCAGGCUUUGCCAGAAGAGGCCCGUUUUUCUGGGGAGGAUAAGGCAGGGCGGGGUGAAGCAGAGGCUUCGGCGCGCGAGAGUGGUGUAAGCAGUGCUGCAGCAGGCUCGCUUGAUGAGGGUGAUGAUGAUGACUUCUCUGAUUUCUCCUCUGCGCCACCUACUACCACCAUCCAGCCAGCAACCACUGCAGCAGCAGCAGGUGCUGCUGAGCCUCCAACAGAGGCAGCAUCAGAUGCGGCAGCAGAGGCACUAGCAGUAGAGGCAGCGCCUGCAACGGCAGCAGCAGUGGAGAGUGCAUCUGCAGAGGUAGGAGGUGGUAGCAGUGGUGGUGCAGAGGCAGCUGUAGAUGACAGCAACUGGGGUGAUUUCGAGGACUCCUUUGCCGCUGCUCCUGCUGCUGCUCCUGCUGCUGCUCCUGCUGCUCCCGCUGCCCCAGCAGCAGCUCAGGAACAGGAUUCGAGACCUGUGGCAGAAGCACAAGAACCAGCACAGGCACCAGCAGCAGCAGUGGCAACAGCAGCUGAAGCGAAGUCAGCAGAUGCUGCUGUUGAUGAAGGUCUUGUGCAAGUCAGGUUUACGACAGGUGGAGGUGGUGUAGAGGAGGCAGUAGCGCCAUCAGCCGACUUUGCCAAUGGUGUCAUUGCAGGAGCUUUGAUAGAGGAAUCGUCCGAACCUGCUGCAGUUUCAGUGGGCGGAGGAGUCGCGGACACAUCCGCACCAGCAGCAGCAGUUGCGGUGGCUGCGAUGGUUGCAGAUGCAUCAGCUGCUGUGGAUGAUGAUGGCGAUGACUGGGAUGACUUCCAGGCUGUUGAUUUAUCCUCCCAGGCACCAGCAGCAGCACCAGUACCAGCAGUAGCAGGAGAAGCUGAUCCCUUUGACGACUUCCUGUCCGCUCCUGCUGCUGCUCCUCCAGUUGCACUUGCUGCAGGUACUGCUCAAGGGCUAUCCGAUGACCCAUUAUCCAUGGAUAUGUUCCAGUCAGCACCACCUACUGCUGAGUCUCCUGCCGAGUCAACAGCAUCGCCUGCUGUGUCAACACCACUUCCUGCUCAGCCAGCAGCACCCAUCAGCAGUAAAUCUCCUCUUGCGUCUGAUUCUGGUCUUUCGGCCUUUGAGUCUCUUACAGCAGCACCAGCCCUGGACCCAGUUAAGGAGGACCAGAAAGGAGAUCCGUUCGCAGACUUUGCCUUGCCAUCUCUUGCACCUGCUGUACAUGCUGCACCUACUGCAUCUGCUGUGCCUGCUGCGCCCGCUGUUGCUUCUGAGGCUGCAGCAGAUGUGAAGGCAGUGACAGAUGCUGCUGUUGGGGCAGCUGGUUCUGCAACAGAGGCGAUUGCGUCACCUGAUGCCGCAGCCAAUGGCACAUCAGCAGUUUCUUCUGAUGGUGCUGGUGCUGGUUCUGGUGAUGGUGCUGGUGCUGGUGCUGGUGCUGGUGCUGCCCCCGUUGCGCCUGCAGAUGGUGCGGCUGCCACCAUUCGUGCUAAUGCGAGUGUGGAGAGCUUCUAUGAUUGUGACCGUCUCGAUGUUGAGGAUGUGGGGGAUGAAGAGGAAGAGGGAGAGAAGACAGGAGGCUUUGUGGAUGAUGAUGAUGAUUGGUAUUGAUAUGAAUUCGGUAGGUUUGGCUGGAAACAUGCACGACUGGAUGUAGUCUUUCGCACUAAAUGUACCACCAGUGCUGUAAGUUUUAUAGUCUCUUAAAAUGCU
Messenger RNA from Closterium sp. NIES-67, 6955 nucleotides. The record is from the annotation of a GenBank genome assembly. Lineage: Eukaryota; Viridiplantae; Streptophyta; Zygnematophyceae; Desmidiales; Closteriaceae.